AUGGCUAGUGAGCAACAAAUAUCACUAACAUCAACAUCUAAUUUACGGAAGAACAACAAUCGUAAUUCAAUUAACGAUAAUAGUUCCACGCAUAUUAACUCAAAUGGAUUUUCUCGAGGUGGAUGGCAUAAAGCAAUUGCUGCUAUUGAUGAAAUGAGACGUCGAACAGAACAUACGAAAAAUCAACAUGAUCAGCAAUAUGCACUCGAUACACCUCCACCAUCAUCAUUAUCAGAAGAGUCAUCACCCAGUCAACAAUUAGCAAAAAACGCUCAGGUUAAAGUUUUUCAAGACGAAUUAUUAUUUGCCAAAACAGGCAAUUUAAAUUUAGAUAAAUUAAGCGAUGAUUUUGCGGAGAUGAAAAGAACAUUUCAGGAGAUGUCAGCCAACAAACAAGAAACUAUUCAGUCUGUGACUCUAACAACAAAUAUAACAAAAACAGCAUUACUAAUUAUAUUUCGUUCAAUAGAAUCGAUAGCACUAAUUGUUACAAAAGGCAAUAGAAAAAUGACAAAUUUUCAAACAGUCAUUGCCACACUAAGAUCAAAACAAGACCUACCAUUACCAGGAAAAUUAUUAUGUGAAUGGUAUCAGGCAGCUAAUAUACUCGAGUUGUUAUUAAAUGAUCCAGAUUGGCUAUGUAAACGACGAAAAGCAAAAUGGUCCAUUGAAGUGUGUACUGAAACGUUGAUUUGGAGUAAAGGUGUGCUAAAUGAAAAUUUUAUAAUGGAUCAUCCGCGACCCAUAUUUGAUCGACACGAAAGUUUGGAUAUUGUUACAACAAGAGAAUAA
Molecule: messenger RNA, 792 nt
Organism: Didymodactylos carnosus
Lineage: Eukaryota; Metazoa; Rotifera; Eurotatoria; Philodinida; Philodinidae
Source: the annotation of a GenBank genome assembly